This is a messenger RNA of Mucor velutinosus, 585 nucleotides long. RefSeq lists its product as uncharacterized. The record is from RefSeq and is a predicted model, not a curated record. Gene Ontology annotation, biological process: Ras protein signal transduction. Gene Ontology annotation, cellular component: plasma membrane. The transcript has 7 exons. Gene Ontology annotation, molecular function: GTP binding; GTPase activity; GDP binding. Lineage: Eukaryota; Fungi; Mucoromycota; Mucoromycetes; Mucorales; Mucoraceae. Bases 1 to 585 code for a protein of 194 amino acids.
AUGAUGCUAUAUAAGCUUGUUGUUCUUGGUGAUGGUGGUGUUGGAAAGACUGCGCUGACAAUUCAGCUUUGUUUGAAUCAUUUUGUUGAGGUAAAUUUCGAACUGAUUGGAUCAAUUAAAGGAACGCCCAUCAUGAUGAGAGUGGUCAUUGAUGAUCAGCCCUGCAUUUUGGAGGUAUUGGAUACAGCAGGACAAGAGGAAUAUACUGCAUUACGAGAUCAAUGGAUCAGAGAUGGCGAAGGGUUCUUGUUAGUCUAUUCCAUCACAUCUCGCUCAACCUACGACCGCAUUGAAAGAUUCCGUGAUCAAAUCUUCCGAGUAAAAGAUGUCGACAAUGUGCCAUUGAUGUUGGUAGGCAACAAGUGCGAUAAAGUGACAGAGAGAGAAGUUACACGAGAAGAGGGAUACGCAACAGCAAAGAGAUUAGCUUGUGAUUUCAUCGAGACAUCAGCAAAAACAUGUGUCAAUGUCGAAAGAUCCUUUUACCAAGUCGUCAAAGCCAUCCGAGCCCAACGAGAGGGUUUGCGUGCCGGCCCAAAAGGAAAACCUAAGAAGGAAAAGAAGAGCAAAUGCUUGAUUUUGUAA